This is a messenger RNA of Colletotrichum siamense, 798 nucleotides long. RefSeq lists its product as uncharacterized. The transcript is spliced from 2 exons. The record is from RefSeq and is a predicted model, not a curated record. Lineage: Eukaryota; Fungi; Ascomycota; Sordariomycetes; Glomerellales; Glomerellaceae. The coding region runs from base 1 to 798 and encodes 265 amino acids.
AUGUCAGGCAUAUUCGUCGAACUUGAGCGCAAGAGACUGCUCGACGCCGUUGACCAGUUGGUGGACGAAUUCACCCUGAACUCCGACCAGCUCGAGAGCAAACCGUGGAAUAUUGAUCCAAAAGCAGAUGAAGACGGCCAGAAAACGCAAAAGGCCUACUUGAAUGUGUGCCUGCGCAGUCGGAAUCUGGUUGAUCACAUCCAAGCUUCUAAACGCCAGCUCUCGAAGUUCCUAGAUGAGAUGGACGAGGUUGCCGAUGAGCUUCGUUCACUAGGUCCAGAGGAUGGUUGGACUGAGAGUCCUGCAAUGAAAACAGAGCUGGGAAAGAUCGGGCGGGAUAUGAGGAAACGUGUUCAGGAUAUCAUCCGCGAAUACGACGACAAGAUUGAUGAGUGCAACAAGGUCGUCUGCAAUACGUCUCUCGCCAUGCAAACGGUAUGGAAUCACAUGAUGAGAAAGGACUCCUUCACAACCACGGAAAUCUCCAAAGCAAAUCGAGCUAUGGCCUUUGAUACUCGGCACGAGAGUGCGCAGAUGAGGACAAUCGCCAUUCUCACCAUGAUAUACCUACCGCUCUCGAGCGUGGCGGCGAUAUUUUCGAUGGACAUGUUCAAUUGGGAAGCCAGCGCAGGAGAGUCCAUCGUGUCAAAGCAUAUCUGGCUCUUCGCGGUGUUGACUGUGGGGCUUACUUUCCUUACUCUCGUCGCCUGGCGAGUCGGCACUCAACGCUCAAAGGACGUUACAAAGAAGGCAGACAGGUAUUUCGCCGAACUUCAGAGACAGGGCAGCUUUGUCUAA